Pistacia vera is the source of this 1644-nucleotide messenger RNA. Its product is annotated as E3 ubiquitin-protein ligase MBR1. The coding region runs from base 137 to 1330 and encodes 397 amino acids. Gene Ontology annotation, molecular function: ubiquitin protein ligase activity. NCBI's taxonomy places the organism in Eukaryota, Viridiplantae, Streptophyta, Magnoliopsida, Sapindales, Anacardiaceae. The record is from RefSeq and is a predicted model, not a curated record. The transcript is spliced from 5 exons.
CAAUCAAUACAGUAAUUACAAAUCAAUUAAUUACAAGUGUUAAAAAUUAAAACUUUAAAGUUUAAAGUCAAUCACAAGAAAUCAAAAUCCCUUUCUUUCUUGUUUCUUCCUUCUUCUUCUCUGAAAAUUUUGAGAUAUGGCUGACCACAUAAGGUUGAGAAGCAGACCCAGAAACGGUAUGAGUCAAAGUAUUGUUUUUGAAGCAGAUCCACCACAAAUCCAAACCCAAUCCACUCGUUCUAAAUCUACAAUCUCUUCUCUUUUUCACUCCGCAAACAAUACAAAUACCUCCAAGAAGAAGCUGAACAACUUCACUCAGUCUACAUUCAGAGGGUUUGGAUGCACUGCGGCUGCAUCUCAGCAGGUUUCUUUGCCUGCUGUGAUUAGAACUUCUGCGGAUUGGGACGGGAAGAAAGUGAAGAAAAAGAAACAAAAGAAUGUAAACAAAAAUUCUACUACUACUAGUAGUAAUAAUGCUUUCACGAUUGGAAGUUACAGCAACAAGGGCUCUUCAAGUGGUGGUGGUGGUGAUGGUGAUGAUGGUGGUGGUGGUGGUGGUGGUGGUGGUGGGAGUAAUGUUAAUAGUAAUAUUGUUAAUAAUAGUAAUGGUGGUAAUUGUAUGGUUAUUCAGGAUGUGUGGUGUGGGCCUGGAAUUGGGUUCUCUGGAGCUGAUGCAGUUGUUGGGUCCGUGGAUUGUGUGGUGGCCAGAAGAAAUGUUUCUUCCGGAAGAGGAAAGAUUGAUGCUGAGAAGUUUAAUCAGAGGGAGAGGGAAAGGGAAAGGGAGCGUUCUUCUUGUAUACCGAGGCGGACGGUCACUCCUGACAGUUUACCUUUCCCGGAUUCUGACCCUGCUUUCGGAUUCGGACGCCCGGAACUUGAUGUGUUUGGACCCCGGUACUAUCGUCAUCUUCGACAUCCUUCCCCUGAUGGCCUUGCUGAGAUAAUGAUGCUUCAAAAUAGUUUGCUGAUGGGGGGAAGAUUAGAUUCUCACGACCAUUUCAGAGACUGGAGACUUGAUGUUGACAACAUGUCAUAUGAGGAAUUGCUCGAGCUGGGUGAAAGAAUUGGGUAUGUGAAUACUGGACUGAAAGAAGAUGAGAUGGGACGAUGUCUUCGGAAACUUAAGAACUCUGUUGCAAAUGAUUUAUCAUCUUAUUUGUCAAUCCACGUUGAUAAGAAAUGCACCAUUUGUCAGGAGGAAUAUGAAGAAGACGACGAGAUGGGCAAGCUAGAUUGUGGACACAGCUUUCACAUCCAAUGUAUAAAGCAAUGGCUUGCACAGAAAAAUGCUUGCCCGGUCUGUAAGAUCACGGUGGUGUCGAGAUGCUAGAACAAUUGGAUUCUUUGCAUCACACAUUUGAGUGCAGGUGUUUGUUCUCAAAUGACUGGAUUUAGUUCACAUCUCUCUAUUUGGUGUAUAGAUUUUUAUUUCCAAUACAUAAGCAACAAUUCAUUCUUUGGUGUGAAGAAGCCUCAAUCUCUGGUUGUUUCAAAAUGACGGGCAGUUUUGGCAACCUGAAAAUAUCAUCUCCUUGACAUUUAUGAUCAUGAAAUUCGAUGGACAUUGUUACCAUGCUUGCCCACUUAAAUUAUAUUUCUAUAUUUGUGUUGCUCUAAACCUUCAAUAUUGGAUCAAUGACUGAA